AUGGGGAAGGAAUCAGGGGACGAUGAGUUCAUGGCGAGCGAGUCCGACUCAGUUCGCACUUCCACUGGCGGAUCUUCAAAAGCCCCGAGGCUGUUCAUUAAAGAAAUGAUUAUGAGGAACUUCAAAUCUUACGCUGGUGAACAACGCGUUGGUCCUUUCCACAAGAGUUUUUCUGCUGUGGUGGGGCCCAACGGGAGCGGCAAGAGCAAUGUGAUAGAUGCAAUGUUAUUUGUAUUCGGAAAGCGAGCGAAACAGAUGAGACUUAACAAAGUUUCGGAACUUAUCCACAAUUCAACCAAUCAUCAGAAUUUGGACAGCGCUGGUGUUUCUGUUCAUUUUCAGGAGAUUAUUGAUCUGGAUGAUGAGACCUAUGAGGCUGUUCCAGGAAGUGAUUUUGUAAUCACAAGGGUGGCAUUUCGGGAUAACUCAUCUAAGUACUACAUCAAUGAUCGUUCGAGCAAUUUUACUGAAGUUACAAAGAAACUGAAAGGAAAAGGAGUUGACCUGGACAAUAACCGUUUUCUGAUUCUCCAGGGUGAAGUUGAGCAGAUUUCAUUGAUGAAGCCGAAAUCCCAAGGACUCCAUGAUGAAGGUUUCCUUGAAUAUUUAGAGGAUAUAAUUGGGACCAACAAAUAUGUUGAAAAAAUUGACGAGUCAUCUAAAGAGUUGGAAUCCCUUACUGAGAAAAGAUCCGGGGUGGUACACAUGGUUAAGUUAGCUGAGAAGGAAAGAGACAGCUUGGAGGAUGUGAAGAAUGAAGCAGAGGCCUACAUGCUGAAAGAGUUAACAUUACUGAAAUGGCAAGAGAAAGCCACAAAACUGGCCCAUGAAGAUACUAGUGCAAGAAUGACUGAAUUGCAAACAAGUGUUUCUAGUGUGGAAGAAAAUCUAAAGGCUGAAAGAGAGAAGAUUCAAGAAAGUCAUAAAACAAUGAAGCAGCUCGAGAUUGUUCACAACAAGUAUAUUAAAAGACAAGAGGAACUUGACAACAAUCUCAGAAGUUGUAAAGAGGAGUUUAAGGAGUUUGAAAGACAGGAUGUUAAAUACCGGGAGAAUCUGAAGCACAUGAAGCAAAAGAUCAAGAAACUUGAAGAUAAACUUGAAAAAGACUUGUCAAAAAUUGAUGACAUAACAAAAGAAUGUGAGGAAUCGACAAAUUUGAUUCCAAAACUUGAGGACAACAUUCCCAAACUUCAAAAACUCUUGCUUGAGGAGGAAAAAAUACUAGAGGAUGUUGUGGAAAAUUCUAAAGUUGAAACAGAGACGGAUCGCUCAGAACUUGUGAAAGUUCGUGCUGAACUAGAACCAUGGGAAAAGCAACUGAUUGAUCACAAAGGAAAACUUGAAGUUGCAUCUACAGAAAGCAAGCUUUUGAAUGAGAAGCAUGAAGCUGGUCGUGUAGCUUUUGAAGAUGCACACAAUCAGAUGGAUAACAUAUCUGGAAAAAUCGAGAUGAAAACUGCAAGCAUUGCAAAAUUACAGAGUGAUAUAGAAAAGCACAAGCUUGAAGCAUCAGAAGCUCGUAAAGUGGAACAGGAUUGCAUCAAAGAACAAGAAGAGCUUAUUCCUGUAGAACAAGCUGCAAGACAGAAGGUUGCUGAACUUAAGUCAAUUAUUGAUUCAGAAAAGAGUCAGGGAUCAGUAUUGAAAGCAAUUUUGCAUGCCAAGGAAUCUAAUAAAAUUGGAGGAAUAUAUGGGCGAAUGGGAGAUUUAGGUGCCAUUGAUGCAAAAUAUGAUGUUGCCAUAUCAACAGCUUGUCCUGGACUUGAUUAUAUUGUGGUGGAGACAACUGCUGCAGCACAAUCAUGUGUGGAGCUGCUUCGAAGAGAGAACCUUGGGGUUGCAACUUUCAUGAUACUGGAGAAGCAAGUUGACCUUUUACCAAAGAUGAAACAUAAUGCAAGCACUCCAGAGGGUGUUCCACGUCUUUUUGAUCUGGUUAGAGUUCAAGAUGAAAGAAUGAAACUUGCUUUUUAUGCUGCUUUGGGUAGCACUGUUGUAGCAAAGGAUCUUGAUCAGGCAACAAGAAUUGCAUAUGGUGGAAAUUUGGAAUUUCGACGAGUGGUUACUCUUGAUGGUGCACUUUUUGAAAAAUCUGGCACUAUGAGUGGUGGGGGAACUAAGCCACGUGGUGGUAAGAUGGGGACAUCUAUUCGGGCUGCUAGUGUGUCUGGAGAAGCUGUCACAGAUGCAGAGAAGGAGCUCUCUACGAUGGUUGAUAAAUUAUAUGGCAUCCGCCAAAAAAUUGCUGAUGCUGUGAGACAUUACCAAGCCUCAGAAAAAGCAAUUGCACACCUGGAGAUGGAACUGGCUAAAAGCCAGAAAGAGAUUGAUAGUCUGAAUACAGAAAAUAGUUAUCUGGAGAAACAACUUGGUUCUUUGAAAGCUGCAUCAGAGCCAAAGAAGGAUGAGCUUGAUAGACUGAAGAAACUCAAGAGAAUAAUAAUCACAGAGGAAACGGAGAUUGACAGACUUAUUCAAGGGUCUAAGAAGCUCAAGGAAAAGGCUUUGGAGCUUCAGAGCAAAAUAGAAAAUGCUGGGGGUGAAAGGUUGAAAUCACAGAAGACAAAGGUCAACAAGAUUCAGUCUGAUAUAGAUAGAAAUAGCACAGAGAUCAACCGUCGCAAGGUUCAAAUAGAGACAGGUCAGAAAAUGAUUAAGAAGUUGACCAAGGGGAUUGAGGAUUCAAGCAAGGAAAAAGAACGGCUUUUCAAGGAGAGGGAAAAACUGAGAGGUAUUUUCAAAGAAAUUGAAGAAAAGGCAUUUGCAGUUCAAGAGAAUUACAAAAAAACACAGGAGCUUAUCGAUCAGCAUAAAGAAGUGCUGGAUAAAGCCAAAUCUGAGUAUGAACAAGUGAAAAAAGUUGUGGAUGAGAUGCGGGCAUCAGAGGUUGAUGCUGAUUACAGAUUACAAGAUAUGAAGAAGAGCUACAAGGAGUUGGAACUGAAGGGGAAGGGUUACAAAAAGAAGCUUGAUGACUUGCAAAAUGCUCACCUGCGCCAUAUGGAGCAAAUUCAGAAAGAUCAAGUGGACCCUGAAAAGCUUCAAGCAACCCUUGCUGAUAAGACUCUUGCUGAGGCUUGUGACCUCAAAAGGGGCCUUGAAAUGGUAGUGUUGUUGGAAGCUCAAAUGAAAGAUAUGAACCCAAACUUGGAUUCAAUCUCAGAAUAUCGGAGAAAGGUUUCGUCAUAUAAUGAACGGGUUGAGGAGUUGAACAUGGUAACUCAACAACGUGAUGAUAUAAAAAAGCAGUUAGAUGAAUUCAUGGCAGGGUUCAAUGCAAUAUCAUUGAAGUUGAAGGAAAUGUAUCAGAUGAUUACUCUUGGAGGUGAUGCAGAACUUGAGCUAGUGGAUUCUUUGGAUCCAUUUUCUGAAGGUGUUGUGUUUAGUGUCAGACCACCAAAGAAGAGCUGGAAGAACAUUGCAAAUUUAUCUGGUGGUGAAAAGACUCUGAGCUCAUUAGCUCUUGUUUUUGCACUUCAUCAUUACAAGCCUACUCCACUGUAUGUAAUGGACGAAAUUGAUGCUGCUCUGGAUUUCAAGAACGUUUCUAUUGUGGGACAUUAUGUGAAGGACCGGACAAAGGAUGCACAGUUCAUCAUCAUAAGCCUUAGGAACAACAUGUUUGAGUUGGCUGAUCGACUUGUUGGGAUCUAUAAAACUGAUAACUGCACUAAGAGCAUUACUAUCAAUCCAUCGAGCUUUGUUGUGUCUCAAAAUGCUGCUUGA
Dovyalis caffra is the source of this 3729-nucleotide messenger RNA. The record is from the annotation of a GenBank genome assembly. NCBI's taxonomy places the organism in Eukaryota, Viridiplantae, Streptophyta, Magnoliopsida, Malpighiales, Salicaceae.